Molecule: messenger RNA, 5220 nt
Organism: Quercus robur (English oak)
Lineage: Eukaryota; Viridiplantae; Streptophyta; Magnoliopsida; Fagales; Fagaceae
Product: putative phospholipid-transporting ATPase 9
Exons: 11
Coding region: 1244-4804 (1186 amino acids)
Biological process (GO): phospholipid translocation
Cellular component (GO): plasma membrane
Molecular function (GO): ATPase-coupled intramembrane lipid carrier activity; ATP hydrolysis activity; magnesium ion binding
Source: RefSeq, a predicted model, not a curated record
UUUUUAAAUUCCCAGACAGAGAAAAAGAGAGAGUCUUCUCAAAAAAAAAAAAGAAAAAAAAAGAAAAGAAGAGAGAGCCGCAAACACUUUUAGUCACCAUUGAUGAGCUCCUAAGCUCUCCCGCGAAAUCAAAAUUCUUCUCUUUUAAUCAAAACCCAUUUACUCUUCUCCUUCUUCUAGAUCUUUCCGUCUUCCUUCCUUUUCCUGUGUCCUCUUUCACCCGUUGAAAAUUUCAAUCCCUUCUCUUUCACAUUCCCUUAUAUUUAUUUAUUUUAUUUUUCCAGAAAAUAAAUUCUUGUAAAGAAUUUUCUGGGAAAGUAGCUUUGGAGUUAUUUGGAAAUAAAAAAAAAAAAAAAAUAUCGCCUACACACAAAUACAAGGCAGAGAGAGAGAGAGAGAGAGAGAGAGAGAAGCAAGCCAAAUGCGCGUGAAACAAGUCAAAAUGCGAGAUCCAAACCAAGUCUGCGUUGAAAAGCCUCAGAGGAAACAUUCAGAUAUGCGAAUAUUAUUCAUCUCAUACUCUCGUGCUAGUACGUGAUUGCCUUGCCUCUCUCUUUGUAGGGCCUAUAUUACAGCCUUGUCGAACGGCCUUUGUUUUUUUAUAUUUUUAUAUUAAAUAAUUUUGGGUUGGUUGGGUAUUCUGGGCUGAGUUACAUGUUGUUGUUGUUGUUGUUGUUUUUGGGGCGGGGAUUACAAUUUGGUGGUGCGAAUGAUAUAGGAAUAGGAUUAGUUGUUGGUCGUUGUGACUUCUAACUACCUGGACUUCUUGUCUCUGCACACGUGUUUUUUCUCAAACUUCUUUUUCUUUUCUGCUUCCUUCUUGUUUCUCUGGUUUUCUGUUUUGUUUUCACUUUCUAAUUACUGGGUUUCUGAGCUUUUUGUCGUAACUCUUUUUCUGGGGUUCUGUUUUAAUUUUGUUUUAGACUGACUAGUAUUGCUUUAUUUAUUCAUUCUUUUCCUGGGUGUUGGUGUUACAAAUUUGUGAAUUUUUUGGGGCUUGUGGGAAAAAAAAUAAAAAAUAAAAAAUCUGUUUUUCCUAGAGAGGAGCUACUUUUCUUGUAGCUGAUUGAGUCAUUCUUAGUGGGUUGUUUUUGAAUUUUGAAGGGGCUGUGGAUCCUUGAAGAAGCUGCAUUUACUGGUGAGUGAAUUAGCUUUGGAAGGAAGGAAUUGUUGUACUUCCUAUUGUGUUGCUCUGAUAUUUGUCAUUGGGGUUAGUGAGAGGUUGUUCUAGAGGGAACAAAAAAUGAGGGGUGGUAUAAGGAGAAAGCUGAAACUCAGCAAGCUUUACUCAUUCAGAUGUGGGAGGUCAUCUAUGACAGAUGAUGACCAUUCACAGAUUGGUGGUCCAGGGUUUUCCAGGGUUGUUUAUUGCAAUGAACCAGAUUGCAUCCAAGCUGGAAUUCGUAAAUAUGGAGCCAAUUAUGUUAGGUCUACAAAAUAUACACUUGCCACUUUCUUGCCUAAAUCAUUGUUUGAGCAGUUUAGGAGGGUGGCCAAUUUUUUCUUCUUGGUUACUGGCAUCUUGGCCUUCACCCCACUCGCUCCUUAUACAGCUGUUAGUGCUAUCCUUCCUCUUAUUGUCAUUAUUGGAGCAUCAAUGAUUAAAGAGGGUAUUGAAGAUUGGAGGCGAAAGAAGCAGGAUAUGGAGGUGAACAAUAGAAAGGUUAAAGUGCAUCAACGUGAUGGAGUUUUUAAUCAUACUGAAUGGAAGAACCUGAGAGUGGGAGAUAUAGUAAAGGUAAAGAAGGAUGAAUUCUUUCCGGCAGACCUCCUCUUGCUUUCAUCCAGUUAUGAUGAUGCAAUCUGCUAUGUUGAGACCAUGAACCUUGAUGGCGAGACAAAUUUGAAAUUAAAACAAGCAUUGGAGGUUACCUCAUCCUUAAAUGAGGACUCCAACUUCCUUAAUUUUAAGGCUAUUGUUAAAUGCGAAGACCCCAACGCAAAUUUGUACUCUUUUGUUGGAAGUAUGGAGUUUGAAGAGCUACAGUAUCCCCUCUCUCCUCAGCAACUUCUUCUCAGAGAUUCUAAACUCCGAAAUACAGACUACAUUUAUGGGGCUGUUAUCUUCACUGGUCAGGACACAAAGGUUAUUCAGAAUUCUACUGAUCCCCCUUCAAAGAGAAGCAAAAUUGAGAAGAAGAUGGACAGAAUUAUCUACUUCUUAUUCUCUAUUCUAUUUCUGAUGGCAUUUGUUGGUUCUAUUCUCUUUGGCAUUGCAACUGAAGAUGACUUAGAAAAUGGUAGGUUGAAAAGGUGGUAUCUUAGACCAGAAGAUUCUACAGUUUUCUUUGACCCCAAAAGAGCACCAUCUGCAGCUGUUUUUCACUUUCUGACAGCCCUAAUGUUAUAUAAUUCCUUUAUUCCAAUCUCCUUGUAUGUGUCAAUAGAAAUUGUCAAAGUUCUUCAGAGCAUCUUCAUCAAUCAAGAUAUUCACAUGUACUAUGAAGAAGCUGACAAACCGGCACAUGCCCGUACCUCAAAUUUGAAUGAGGAACUUGGCCAAGUUGACACAAUACUUUCUGAUAAGACUGGAACUUUGACAUGCAAUUCAAUGGAGUUCAUCAAGUGUUCUGUGGCUGGGACAGCUUAUGGUCUUGGUGUUACAGAGGUUGACAAGGCUAUGCAUACAAGAAAAGCCUCACCUUUGCAUGAUGAAAAUGUAAAUGGAUCUGACCACAUCAAGGAUUCUACUGAUUCAAAGUCACUCAUAAAAGGCUUUAACUUUAAAGAUGAGAGGAUUAUGAAUGGAAAAUGGGUUAAUGAGCCUCGUGCAGCUGUCAUUCAGAAAUUUUUUCGUUUAUUGGCAAUUUGUCAUACUGCCAUUCCUGAAGUGGAUGAAGAAACAAGGAAGGUUUCAUAUGAAGCUGAAUCUCCAGAUGAAGCAGCAUUUGUGAUUGCAGCACGAGAAUUUGGUUUUGAAUUCUACAAAAGGACACAGACUAGCAUAUCAUUGCAUGAAUUGGAUCCAGUGACUGGAAAUGGAAUUGAACGGUUGUAUAAACUUCUGAAUGUUUUAGAGUUUAACAGCUCAAGGAAGCGGAUGUCUGUGAUUGUAAGAGAUGAGGAAGGAAAAAUACUAUUACUUUGUAAAGGUGCUGACAGUGUCAUGUUUGAAAGGCUUGCCAAGAAUGGAAGGGAGUUUGAAGACAAGACCAGGGAGCAUGUCAAUAAUUAUGCUGAUACAGGCCUGAGAACCUUGAUACUUGCCUAUCGUGAACUUGAUGAAGAAGAAUACAAAGAGUUCAAUGAGAAAUUCAAUGAGGCAAAGAAUUCAGUUAGUGCUGAUCAGGAAACAUUGAUUGAUGAAGUAGCAGAGAAGAUUGAGAGGGGUCUAAUUCUUCUUGGUGCAACUGCUGUUGAGGACAAACUCCAAAAUGGGGUUCCUAGCUGCAUUGACAAGCUUGCCCGAGCAGGAAUUAAGAUUUGGGUUUUGACUGGAGACAAGAUGGAGACUGCCAUAAAUAUUGGUUUUUCAUGUAGUUUGCUUAGACAAGGAAUGAAGCAGAUUAUAAUUAAUUUGGAGACUCCCCAAAUUCAAACACUAGAAAAGGCAGGAGAUAAGGCAGCCAUUGCUAAGGCAUCAAAGGAAAGUGUCCUCCAUCAGAUAACUGAAGGGAAGGGUCAGCUUACUUCAUCAAGUAGGAGCUCUGAGGCAUUUGCUUUGAUCAUCGAUGGGAAAUCACUUAGUUAUGCUCUAGAGGAUGAUAUGAAGAAAAUGUUUCUGGAGCUUGCAAUUGGUUGUGCAUCUGUUAUAUGCUGUCGCUCAUCACCAAAACAGAAGGCUCUGGUUACAAGACUGGUUAAAUCUGGAACGGGGAAAACGACAUUAGCAAUUGGUGAUGGUGCCAAUGAUGUGGGAAUGCUUCAAGAAGCAGAUAUAGGGAUUGGAAUUAGUGGUGUCGAAGGAAUGCAGGCGGUCAUGUCAAGUGAUAUUGCGAUUGCACAGUUCCGAUAUUUGGAGCGUUUGCUGCUUGUGCAUGGACAUUGGUGUUACAGAAGGAUCUCAUCAAUGAUAUGCUACAUUUUCUUCAAGAAUGUCACAUUUGGUUUCACUCUAUUCUUAUAUGAGGCAUAUGCAUCAUUCUCUGGGCAAGUUGCAUACAAUGAUUGGUUUUUGUCACUCUAUAAUGUUUUCUUCUCAUCACUUCCGGUUGUUGCUAUGGGAGUUUUUGACCAGGAUGUUUCUGCAAGGUAUUGUCUCAAGUUUCCUCUAUUAUACCAAGAAGGGGUGCAGAAUCUCCUUUUCAGCUGGCGUCGAAUAUUCAGCUGGAUGUUAAAUGGGUUUUGCAGUGCUAUAAUAAUUUUCUUUUUCUGCACAAAAGCACUGGAGCUGCAGGCUUUCAAUAAUGAUGGGCAGACUGCUGGGAGGGAUAUUUUAGGAGCAACAAUGUAUACAUGCAUUGUUUGGGUCGUAAACUUGCAGAUGGCACUUUUUAUAACUUACUUCACCUUGGUGCAACAUGUUGUUAUCUGGGGUUCAAUUGCGUUUUGGUACCUUUUCCUCUUGAUUUAUGGAUCCAUGACUCCUACCUUUUCUACCACUGCUUACAAACUUUUCAUUGAAGUCCUUGCCCCGACCCCUUCUUAUUGGUUCGUCACUCUAUUCGUGGUGAUCUCAACCCUAAUACCGUACUUCUCUUACUCAGCAAUUAAGAAGCGCUUCUUUCCUAUGUACCAUGAAACAAUACAGUGGAUAAGGCAUGAGGGCCUACCAAAUGAUCCUGAAUAUUUUGAAAUGGUACGGCAGAGAUCUUUGCGGCCGACAACUGUAGGCGUCACAGCCCGCUUUAGCAGCAAGGACUAACCGUUUAAAAGAUAAUAAUCAUAACCAUACGUGAUAUUGUUGAAAUCGGUUUUGGAUGGUUAUCUGGCAAAAAAUUGCAGGUCGGAGAUAUGUGUGUGAACUUUGAAAAUUUUCUGCUGUGUAUAACUCAAUUAAAGCAGACGGCCUAGAGAUUACCCUUGCUUCAUUACUGUACAGACGCAUUAGUCAUCUGUAGCAUAUCGUAGAUGGGGUGGAAUAUUAUUAUUGUAAAGAUUUUAUUUUUGACCAUCUGAGGUUAAACAUUGGUUAUUAUACCAUGCUUUUUGUAUCAUUGUAUAAAUUAAAUUAGUGACAUACAGAACCGAGAAAAUUCAUUGUAGGAAUAUUUGAUAGUGUUGCUUUUUAUUACAGUCUACAGAAUAGAGAAAUAAAUAGUAUGCCUUUUUCUUUCUCUA